Tigriopus californicus is the source of this 2806-nucleotide messenger RNA. RefSeq names its product insulinoma-associated protein 1a-like. Bases 850 to 2553 code for a protein of 567 amino acids. The record is from RefSeq and is a predicted model, not a curated record. The transcript has a single exon. NCBI's taxonomy places the organism in Eukaryota, Metazoa, Arthropoda, Copepoda, Harpacticoida, Harpacticidae.
UUUGACAGGGAUUGCUUCGAUUGCUUACUCCUUUGACUUUGCUUCCAGCACUUUCAACCAAUGAUCGACCUUGUUUAUAUUUUGAUUGCAUUUUGUGACGUAAGGCCGCUGAAUCCUAAUUCGUUGAUACUUCAAAUUAUAAAUAUCAAUCAAAAAAAAAAUUCUGUGAAGGCCAAUUAAAAUUUUUUUUUUAAAAAAAAAAAAAAUCGGUUUUAGUUGCAUUUUUACCGGAUACACAGCUAACUCAACAAAUAAACUUUGGCCUUUCAGUUUUCUUCUCUUUUAGUGGUAUUCUGGUGUACGUGUGUGUAAUCCAUUGAACUAACUUUCAUACAAUGACCAUACACUGCUUCUUCGUCACCCUGCUACCCUGCUAUUCGUGCCCAAAUAAAAAACAAACCAAUCGGACUUCUACGGAUAGAUCUAGAUCGAGUUCCGAAUGAAAGAAGUGGGCGAACAAAGACGCCCCUGUUGGUCGGUCAUGAUUGCGAGCCCAUAGACCAGGCUGGCAUUUUCAUGGCCUACUUGGGGUGCACCCGCCCACUCACUCAUUGGUUUCACUCUAUUUUUCAUAUAACAGAUCCACAUUUACUUAACCCCGCCACAGCUUUCCCUGCUCUGUCUAUUUGCUGCCGUGUCGUGCGACCAAGUGGGAGUGAUCGUUGAUGCUCAGCAGUCGCAGGUCGCCAUUUCGGGUGAAUUAGGGAGAAAAUGGUUGACAGAUUAGGGAUCGAUCUCGCUCACGAACUCAUUGACCUCUUACCCAACAGUCCUAACCUCGGCCGCCAGAGCAGGGGUGAAUGCGGGUGAGGCCUGGCUGGUACUGACAGACUCUCGCUUGGAUCAGCCAUGGACCCAUCCACCGUCAGAUCCAUGAAGCCCGUCCCAUUGUCGCCCGAAGCUCAGGCGGGUCUGGCUGCCUUCUCCUUGUGGGAUAUCCUUUACGGUCGAGCGCUCAUCAAGCCUUGGUCAUCGGACGGUCCAUCAGCUAAACCCUUGUGCGGGUUGGAACGCAUCCUGCGCGAGAUGGAGAAUUUGGUGCGACUCACCCGGGCGCUCGUCAUGGACCUCGUCGUUCCAUCCAUGGAUCAGGACACUAAACUCCCUCCCAGCGCACAUCUGAAGCUACCCGAGAGUCUAGCUCGAGCCUGGGGAUUCCCCACCACCCGUCUCCCGCGAUAUCAAUUCCGUAGUCCAGCCACUGUUAGCUCGUCUCUGCCCUGGUUCCCAGAUCUGAAUCAACUUCUACCCCACCGGGUGGUUCAUCCCCCUGAUUCGGAAGUCGAUGUGACCCGAGAAUUUGCCUUGCCCGGGACCACCAUAACUAAAGUCACAUCCCGAUGGCCGCACACCCACGCCAAUCUAAGCCCACAACCUCUGGGAGAUCAGGUCGACGAGUGGAUUGAUCGAGCCAAUCCAUCUUCCCUCGAUUUAUCUGGACAACACCAGGAGAACGAUAUCGUUUUCAAUGGGACCAGUGACCCCAUCGAGCGCACCGUCGAACUCAUUCUCAGCCGUGCUGAGCCUGAUUUAUCCCCAGUUCAGCCAACAUCUACUGUGAAAACGGCUCUGGAGGAAAUGGAUGAAAUGGACUCGCCCGUCCAGGCCAACUCUUCCCCGGAUUCACCCUCGCCAUCGAUUGAUUUGCCUGAUGUACGGAUUCGUUCAACGUCAUCGGACAAAUCGUUAGGAUUGACCCCGGAGUCAGCUCCAGUGAGUCGUAACACUCAAAGACAUCGAGAUUGGUUUGCUUGUCCCAAGUGUAAAACCUUUGUGGGUAACUUGAAGUUGCACCUAAAAGUAUGCAACGGCAUCAAGAGCCGGCGAUUGCGGUAUCACUUUGAAGGCAGCAAGUACUAUUGCCGAGAGGCCGAUUGUACCGAUCUCGAAAACACCGCCUAUAACACGUUCUGGCAAUUCGAAAACCAUUGCAAGAGUGAGCACCUCACUCCCGAAGAUUACCAACACGAAUGUCCAACGUGUCACAAAAAGUUCUAUAACCGCAUGAAGUUAGUCAAACAUCGUUCAAAUAAUCACCGGAUCUUGCAUGCCUCCAGCUCUAAUGCCAAGCUUUCCACCCAAGGGAAGCUGAUCCCGGAUUCUCUCCACACGUGUCAGAUUUGUGGCAUGAAAUUCCGUCAAGCACCGUCAAUGAAACGCCACAUCAAUCGGAAGCAUCCUGAGAUUGCCGACAAACCGAAAUAUUGCUGCGAUUUCUGUGGCAAAGGCUAUCUCGUCGAGGCCCAUUUGCAACGUCACCUGGAACGGCUUCACUACAACCCGGUAGAGUUUAAAAAGGAGAGUCAGACUUGUCAUCGAUGCGGCUACACGAAUCCCUAUUCCGAAUCGCAGAAGUUCUAUCGUCAUGUCAAGUUCAAUUGUCCGAUGCUGGACGGCAAUCAGUGUCAAUGUCCCAUUUGUGGAGCUCGAUUACGGUAUUCUACCGGACUAAGGACGCAUAUCCGGGAAGUACACAGACUAGACGCCAACGAGGUAUUAGGCACGCCCAGGCGGGCCAAUUCAUCGGCUGUGCCCAAGCCCAAGAGUAAAUAGUUCAUACUAUUCAGUCCCCUUCCCAUGAACAUGAAAAUUUACAUACGUCAAUGUCAAUAUGUCAUAUACUUAUUAGUCAAAUGUGAUUAUGAUGAUACCAACAAUGAAUUCAUCUUUGAAACGUAGAUCAUUCCUUGAUGCAAAAUAAUUGUUAUAACUGCGCAGUCAAAUCAUUCUGUUAUUCAUUCCUCUGUUGAGACUUCUUUUCCACCUUGGUCCUAAGUUAUUAAAUUAUGUCUCGUCGUUUUAGUCA